Umbelopsis ramanniana AG is the source of this 907-nucleotide messenger RNA. RefSeq lists its product as uncharacterized. The record is from RefSeq and is a predicted model, not a curated record. NCBI's taxonomy places the organism in Eukaryota, Fungi, Mucoromycota, Umbelopsidomycetes, Umbelopsidales, Umbelopsidaceae. The transcript has a single exon. The annotation marks the transcript as partial.
GGCUAUUCCUGGUUGAGGUACCAGAUUGAGCUCAGCCUCAACACCUACCUUGAAAAUCAGUCUUUGUGCUACGGCGGUCCUGAUCUUAUACAGCUGCGCAGUUGGUAUACAAAUAUACGACCAUGCCAUUGUAAUCAUGUUAUACUCAGGCUUUUUUUUCUUUCUGUCUGUCAACAAUUCACUAUGCGUUUCUCUAUCGUUGCCUCCGCUUUGGCUCUUGCUUCAGUUGCGUCCGUCUUGGCUCAAGAUGUUAGUCCCGACAUCUCUACCUUUGAGCUUGCCGACCACUUCGAUGAUGUCGCAACGUUGCAAGGCCAAAACCUGACCCCUACCGAUGACCAUAACGACGCAACCACCAGCAAAACCUGUGGUUCCACCUGGUAUUUGACCAGAUGCCACUACUACUGCCCCUGCGGAUGGUACUACUACUAUUCUGGUUCAAAGAAGUGCAAUGGUCUUUGCUACGAUAACAACAGAAAGGGAUGCAAAGGUACCUGUCCCAAAGGCACUCACACCUACUGUGGCACCUGCAGCAAAAAAUAAAAGCCAACCGUACCUCAAAACUUUUCUAUGAUGACUGGUUAUGUAUAUUUUCCUCAGCCGUAUGGUAUGCCUCAGUUUCUUUUAUUAUAAAAAAAAGAAGAUAUGAUACAAUAAAUAAAAUUCUUAUGGGCUUUGAUAUUCACUUUGCUAAGCAUCCAACUGGCUUGCUCUCCCUUUGCUCACUGCGUGCACACCAACGAUGGGUGCCACCUGAUUUGGAAAGUUGUACGAAAUGGCGGAAACGCACACUGAGAAGGAACGAAAAUGGCAGGAAGCGACGAGUGAAAGGCAGUCCAUUGAAUUAGGAUGAAAAUGACAUCAAAUGUAAAAUAAACAUUAUGAAAUUAACGUUGGAUGAAGCGAA